Bemisia tabaci is the source of this 800-nucleotide messenger RNA. Lineage: Eukaryota; Metazoa; Arthropoda; Insecta; Hemiptera; Aleyrodidae. The record is from RefSeq and is a predicted model, not a curated record.
ACCAAGAGAAAAUAAUUUGUUUUCCUUUCAGAGCCAUAUACUUCAUAGCUUCCCUCUAUUAAUAAGUUCAAGUUGUCACUCAUCGAUUAAACUUCCUUUUCCUCCCAUAAAUCGUCGAUUAAAGUAGGAGCACCUCGUGUUGGACUUUCCUGCUUGUUUAAACUUCCUUUAUAUUUUUAAUUAACCCUGAUUAACAAGAAUCCAAAACCCCAUUAAUUACCCCUGCCAUUAAUCACUGAUACAAGUUCUUUUUUAUAUUUUUUCAGAUCUACCCUCUGCAAUUUAUUUUAUUUGAUCAUGGCCAAACACACGACUAUCUCAGUGUCAAUAGGGUCCACUGAAAGUUACCUUACAGCUACGAUAAUUUUUCUGACUCUAUUGAGACCAAGCGUGGCUAAAAUUUCCAACGGGAAAGCGAGUGAUAUUAAUACUUCCUUAGUAAAAUUUGGAAUCAUUCCAGAUUUAUUGAAAAAACCUCCUCCGCAUGUUAUCAAGGUUCGUUGAUAAUUCCGUCAAAAAUGACUUAAGAAAAAUCUUGUUUAAAAGGUCUAACCGUUCCUGCUUGCUGCGACAUAACUACGCCACAUAUUCAUACGGUCACUCUCCUAAUUUCGGAAAUAAAAUCGAAGCUCAUUUUUUGAAAAGCAAUCCAUAUGCCAUCCUUUGGCCUUUUGAAGGAAGCCAAUUUUACACACUUCUGCUAGUAGGUAAUAUUGCCCUCAAACAUAUGUUCGUAAUUAAAUAAGAGAUGAAAUCAUGCAAAAUGUUUGUGAAAUUCUGCUUCUAUGAGAAAUACGGUG